AACCUCAUCCUAUCACGUCUCCCCCCCCCCCUCCUGGCUCGGCUCCCUCAGGUGAUUUUAAGUUUCGGAGCUCGCGGCCUGCGACCCUACGCAUAGUUUGUGCUGGGGGGGGUUGCGUUCGAGUUUUAAGCGCGUGUUAAUAAGUGCUUCUUCUGGUCCCGAGGAAGGGCGCGCAGAAGGACUGGGGCCUUUAAUGACAGGAAGGACUGGUAAGCACGGCGGCCGAGGAGGAGACGGUCUGCCGGACGAGGAGCUGAGUGAAGCGGACGACGACAACAACGUCCUGCCCCCUCCUCGCUCGCUCGAGCUUCUGCCGCCCCGCUCGGCUCCCCACCUGACUCGGUUCCCUCCUCCUCCCUCCCCCCCAGCCCCGUUCCUUUGUCCUCCCGCUCGCGAUUGGCAGGUUUUAUUAUUCCGCCUCAACAAGCCGCGAGCGGAUUGGCCGGCGCGGCUGUGACGCGAGGGGCCGAGCCGCGGGGUAGUUGGGGUUCUGCUCUGUCAGUAACACAUGGGCAAGAGCGGCGGAGAGAGGCAGCGAGGAAGGCGCCAGCGGGGAGACGGAGGCCUCCUCUGCGCGCGUCCGGAGACGAGGCAGCGCCGCCCGGGGAGCCGCGGAGGGUCGUGAGAGGAGGAAGGAAGAAGCAGAAGAAGCCGCCGCCUCCUCAGUCGUCGCCGUCGUCUUAACAGCAACAGCCGCGCGCUCCGGCUCCUUCGCUGCCCCACUCUCGGGACUUUCCCCCUGCGUUGGCCGUUGGCGGCGAGAGGCUUUGGAAGCCGCCCGAGCCCCGCGACAGGGAGGUGGCGGCGGGAAAGAGGUGGGGGGGAAGCGCGAGCCAGCUCGGAAGUGCGGCCACAUCUGCCAAAACUUAACCUAGCUAUUGCAGCAGCAGCAGCGAGAGCGGCGUCGGCGCCGCCGCCCGUGCUCGCCUUUUGCAGCAGCAGCAACAACCCAGCUCUGCAUCUCCCCUCGAGGGGAAGCAGCGAGAGUAGGACGAAGCAGCAGCAGCAGCAGCAAGGAAGGAAGGAAAGGAGGGCUGGAGCAAACGCUUCCCGGACAUUUCCAACACCACCACCUCCUCCCUCCCAGCCCGGGGCUGCUUGCAGUUCCCUGACCCGGACGGAGGGUUGCUGCUCCGCGUAGCCCGGCGAGCGCGCUGGGUUUGCUCCGAAUUGCUCCGCCGUCAAUCGGGAUCGAGCCGGGCCAGCCCACCAGCACCAACCCGCCGGUCUCCCCCUGCGAGAGCUCUCCCGAAGCUACAGCCACGUUGUCCACGGCCUCUUGCACCAUAGAGGGGAAACAGACCAUGGUGAACCCAGGCAGCAGCUCGCAGCCUCCCCCGGUCACCAGUGGCUCCCUCUCAUGGAAAAGAUGUGCAGGCUGCGGGGGGAAGAUUGCUGAUCGCUUCUUGCUCUAUGCCAUGGAUAGCUAUUGGCACAGCCGGUGCCUGAAGUGCUCCUGCUGCCAAGCCCAGCUGGGAGAAAUUGGUACGUCCUGCUACACUAAGAGCGGCAUGAUCCUGUGCAGAAACGACUACAUCAGGUUAUUUGGAAAUAGCGGCGCUUGCAGUGCUUGUGGGCAGUCAAUUCCUGCUAGUGAGCUGGUUAUGAGAGCACAAGGGAAUGUCUAUCAUCUUAAGUGUUUUACGUGCUCUACCUGCCGGAAUCGCCUGGUCCCUGGAGACAGGUUUCACUACAUCAAUGGCAGUUUAUUCUGCGAACAUGAUAGACCUACAGCCCUCAUCAAUGGUCAUUUGAAUUCACUUCAGAGCAAUCCACUACUGCCAGACCAGAAGGUCUGCUAAAAGGUCAGAGUACUGCAGAAUGCGUGCCUUCAUCUCAAACUUUGUUCAUCACAGAUGGAUCCCAUGUCUCCAGUAGACAAGUCACCUUCGUAGCUAGCAUCAAUGCCAGCUCCAUGCCAUUGCACCUUCUUUACUCUUGGUUGCCCUUCCCACAUUUAUUGGUGUAUUAAAAUGACUGAAAAUGAACAUUAAGGACUCCAUGAAUCUGGGCUAUUGGGAGACUGUAGAGGAAAUGGAGAAAAAUGUCCACCAGAAGAGAACAACUUUGGGUGGGGAGGGAGUGGGGGAAAUGACUAAUGAAGCUAAUUAAGAUAAGCUUUUGAGUCUGCUUUCUACCCUCAUUAACAAUCAGCAGGGCACUGGUCAGAAUUUGUACCCUGUGUUUUACCUUAACAACAUUCUCUUUGCUCUUUGUAUAUUUAAGUGUUGUAAGGAAAUGUGUUUCAAAACUCAAAACAUGAGAUAAAGGAAAGAUGGGGCUCUUGUGAUAUUCUAUCACAAACACUUUUAUUGUAUCUCUGUAAAAUACAAUGUAUGUAUGCAUGUAAGUGUUUUUUUUGUCCUAAUGUUGCUACUUCCCAUGACACAAAAAAGAAAAAAAAUCAAGCUCAUAGCAGCUACUGUGUAGAAAUUUUCACCUACUCCUAAUUUGCUGAAUGAAGAAGAAGAAAACUUUUAUUUGUGAUACUUUCAGAGACAUUUGCUCUAGUAUGGUGUAUUUAAAUAAUAAAAACAUAAAAUGAAAA
This is a messenger RNA of Podarcis raffonei (Aeolian wall lizard), 2548 nucleotides long. It is a transcript of the gene LMO4, whose product is annotated as LIM domain only 4. The record is from RefSeq and is a predicted model, not a curated record. Bases 1305 to 1802 code for a protein of 165 amino acids. The transcript has 5 exons. NCBI's taxonomy places the organism in Eukaryota, Metazoa, Chordata, Lepidosauria, Squamata, Lacertidae.